This is a messenger RNA of Argentina anserina (silverweed cinquefoil), 670 nucleotides long. Its product is annotated as 60S ribosomal protein L27. Gene Ontology annotation, cellular component: cytosolic large ribosomal subunit; ribosome. Gene Ontology annotation, biological process: translation. Gene Ontology annotation, molecular function: structural constituent of ribosome. The transcript has a single exon. The coding region runs from base 76 to 483 and encodes 135 amino acids. The record is from RefSeq and is a predicted model, not a curated record. Lineage: Eukaryota; Viridiplantae; Streptophyta; Magnoliopsida; Rosales; Rosaceae.
GCCUCUGCUCACUCCCCCUUUGAGGCGUUUCAAAAACCUUGAGAGAGAAAUCGAAGAGCAGACGCCGCCGCCACGAUGGUCAAGUUUCUGAAGCCCAACAAGGCCGUGAUCCUCCUCCAGGGUCGCUACGCCGGCCGCAAAGGUGUCAUAGUCAAGGCCUUCGACGACGGCACUCGCGACCGCGCCUACGGGCACUGCCUGGUCGCCGGAAUCAAGAAGUACCCGAGCAAGGUGAUCCGCAAGGAUUCGGCCAAGAAGACGGCCAAGAAGUCGAGGGUGAAGCCGUUCGUGAAGCUCGUGAACUACCAGCAUCUGAUGCCCACGCGCUACACCCUGGACGUGGAUCUCAAGGAGGUCGUGACACCUGACGUGCUCACCAGCAAGGACAAGAAGGUCACGGCGCUCAAGGAGACCAAGAAGAGGUUCGAGGAGAGGUUCAAGACUGGCAAGAACAGGUGGUUCUUCACCAAGCUCCGGUUCUGAGUGAGAAACCGACGCGUCGUUCUGCUGGAAAAUGGUUGUGGCUUUGGGAUUUUGGUAUCUUUCCAGUUGAUUGUGGUGUUUAAUAUUUUUGUUGUUGAAAUAGAACCUGUGUUGAAGACUAUUAUUAUGAUGCGGUUUCCGAACAAUGUCUAGUUUAAUCUAGUUUUAUGGGUGCUUUGAUAUUCUA